GUUCUGAUUUCAAGACGAGCGUAGAAAGAGUUUGUGGAACAUUGCACAAUUAUUUGGAGUGAUAUAAAGUUCAAAAUCAGAUACUGUUACCAUGUCUGGAAAGAGAUGUGCACGUCUUCGAGUGAUAUUUGGUAUAGAUGAUGCCAGGAAAAUGAUCCUGCCAAAUGGAAUAUCUGACUCAGUAGAUGCUCUCAUCAAAGAAGUACAGUUUGCUUUUCAAUUGAUAGAAGACAUUAGAUUACAGUACAAGGACAAUGACUUCAAUGAAUUUCUUAAUUUAACUUUAACCUCAGAACUUGAAGAUUUGAGCACCAUAAAAGUGGUCUACGUUGAGAAAUCAGAGCAAACUGUUGAGCGUUCUCAAUCGCCUUUGCCAGUACUUGAUGACUGCAGCUCUGUAAUGUCAGGUGACACAGAUGACACAGUAAUCUCUUCACUUUCAACCAGAACACAGGCAUGGCCAAAAGUUUUCCAAAUUCCACAAUUUUCAUCCGAAACUGAACUUCAACUUGAAAAGGGUAAUGCAGAAUAUAGGAAAAAGAAAAUGAUACUGACAGUAAGCUCAAAGACGAAAAGUGACAUACUGCAGAAGCUUGCAGAAGAGAUAUUUCGAUUUAAAGCAUACCCACAAGACGCCAACUUCUGUGAGGUGUCCGAGGCCCUGAUAAAGAAGCACCCCUGCCUACAAGAGCCUGGGUCGUAUAAUGGAUGCUCUGGGUGGAAACAAAGGCUAAAAUAUAAAAUGGGAAAUUAUCGGACACAAAUGAAGCUUUAUGGUUGUCCAGAGCUUGCUGUAAAUUCUGUAAAAAACAAGGCAAGGGAAGGUGACAGUGUCUACCCAGCAAAAAACGUGAAAAAGGCAAAGAGGGCCGAGGCAAACUACUUACCUGAUUUACCUCAGGGUGAGACACCAGAAAGCCUUGAAGCGGAUAGAGAAAUGCUUAUGAGAGAGGCAAAGAAAAGAAACAAUGAAAGAGUCAUUCGAGAACUCAUGGCAAAGACAUUUGCCUAUAGAAGGCACGAAGUAGUGAAGGAGCAGCCAAGGGUGGAGGAUUUUAUGAAGCGAUGGCCUGCACUUUUCAAAGUGAAUGAGAUUAAUGCUGAGUUCCUGCGGAUUACUACAAUCCCUCUCCAGUCCAAAUUUCUUGCACAGCUGGACAAAUAUACCAACAAACUGACAAGCAUCAUAAGACAUAAAGGAGGAGCUGCCCACUAUAAGACUGCCAGUUUCAUUCAAGCCGUAGAUCAGAAAAAUGAUGUAAACAUCAGAAGAGAGUUUGUGCUGAGGUCACUUAUUAUUUACCUUGGUGAGGAUGACAAGGAUCUUAUCAAAGAAUAUCUGUUGUAGGAUACAUUAGGAGAUGAUGCUGAAAGAGAAAUGAAGACACUCAAAAUGGCCAUAUUUGUCAUCCGUAAAGAGGGUGAAGGACCCUUUCACACACCUAAAGAAGUCGCCAUUGUUAUUGAAGGUGUAGAGGUGCUAAAUAGACUACAGUCUGUUGCAGCAGCUUGUCCAAUAUUGUUUGGUCUAAUGUAUGCAAUAAAUCUUAGAUACCCUAAAGAGUUAAAACUCACUUUUGAAGUUUUCCAAAAAGUGUUUAUGGAACUGGAGGGAAAUAAGAAAUUAACCAGAGUGCAGAACCUAAGCAGCAAGCUUCUCAGCUGAGAUUAAUUUGGCGAUAAAUGUAUUUAUGUCCAAGUUUUAAGACUACACCACAAAGCAGUUUAUUUGUAGAAUAUCAUUUGUUACUUUUUGAAUUUGUCUUUAAACUCCUGUGAUAUUUUGCAUUGAUCUCCGUAACCAAGGUUGUAGUUGUGUUUUAGUUCUUCUAAUUAGUGUUUUGAAAGAGGGCAUUCAUUGCACUAAGUCUAAUAAAGCAUUUGAAAGUUUAUUAUUCAAAAAAAAAUUACAGAAUUAACUAAACUGAAUUUGCAUUGCAUUACUUGAAUCUUUGGUAAAUUGUUCAAUUGGUUGUAUGUAAU
Erpetoichthys calabaricus (reedfish) is the source of this 1983-nucleotide messenger RNA. RefSeq lists its product as uncharacterized. The transcript is spliced from 5 exons. Lineage: Eukaryota; Metazoa; Chordata; Cladistia; Polypteriformes; Polypteridae. The coding region runs from base 92 to 1348 and encodes 418 amino acids. The record is from RefSeq and is a predicted model, not a curated record.